Cyprinus carpio (common carp) is the source of this 1170-nucleotide messenger RNA. RefSeq lists its product as uncharacterized. Lineage: Eukaryota; Metazoa; Chordata; Actinopteri; Cypriniformes; Cyprinidae. Bases 463 to 1170 code for a protein of 235 amino acids. The record is from RefSeq and is a predicted model, not a curated record. The transcript is spliced from 3 exons.
UUGCCCCCAUUUUUCUUGAGCUGAACUCAAAGAUCUAAGACUUUUUCUAUGUACACAAAAGGCCUAUUUCUCUCAAAUAUUGUUCACAAAUCUGUCUAAAUCUGAGUUAGUGAACACUUCUCUUUUGCCGAGAUAAUCUAUACACCUCACAUGUGUGGCAUAUCAAGAUGCUAAAUUGACAGCAUGAUUAUUGCACAGGUGUGCCUUAGGCUGGCCACAAUAAAAGGCCACUCUAAAAUGCGUUUAUAAUAUUGUUUAGUUUAUUUUCAUUCAGGCCCAGAAUUAAUUUGAAAAUGUAAGAUCAGCAAAAGCUUGUUGAUUUUCAUGAUGGUAAAGGAGAUGGAUGUGUGAGCGGAAACUAACUGCGGUUGAGGGAGGAUUCAACCUGAUAAAUAUCACAGUUCAGUCGUGAGUGUAUUCACACAUUUUAAGCAUCACUGUUGUGGGUUUUUCAGUGAACCGAUGAAGAAAAUGUCUCUCAAAUUAGUUUUGUUCUGUUUGUGUUUGUGGCGUCUGGUUGGUGUGUUUGGUGAUGAAGUGGAGUCAGUGUCAGUGAUAGAGGGACAUAAGGUCACUCUAAACUCUGGUCUUACUGAAAUGAAAGAUGAUGAUCAGAUUCAGUGGAGAUUUGGAAAUGAAAACACUUCACUAGCUGAAAUCAAUAAACGAGCUGACAGCAUGACUGUAUAUGAUGAUGUUCUUGAUGGGAGAUUUAGAGACAGACUGAAGCUGGACAAUCAAACUGGAUCUCUGACCAUCAGAGACACCAGACAUGAACAUGCUGGACAUUAUGAACUACAGACCAACAGUGUGAGAAAGUGUUUCAAAAUCACUGUAUUUGAUAUGAAGUCAGUGUCAGUGAAGGAGGGAGAGUCAGUCACUCUAAACUCUGGUCUUACUGAAAUAAUGGAUGAUGAUGUGAUUCAGUGGAGGUUUCGAAGUGAAAACACUUUAAUAGCUGAAAUCAAUAAACGUGCCGACAGCGUGACUGUGUAUGAUGAUGUUCUUGAUGGGAGAUUCAGAGACAGACUGAAGCUGGACAAACAAACUGGAUCUCUGACCAUCACAAAUACCAGAAUCACAAACUUUGGAGUUUAUGAACUAUAUAGCAAUUAUAUGAAGGGGAUUAUGUUCUUUCUCAAUGUCCAUAGUGAGUUAAAUAUGAAUUAA